ACCAUGGCAAGGUACUCGGGGACGCCGCCAGACAGCUCAGGCAACGCUGGGCCGCCGGAUACCGAUAGCGGGCGUCCUGAGGACAUCGCAGCGCCUGGUAUAGGAGGUACCGGGGAGGGCGGCACCCCGGGUCGCGUCGCCUGAGAAUUCGGAGAGACGGCGAAGUCGGCAUCUUCUGCUUCUUCGGGGGCACGGCGCCAUCCGGGUAUAUCAUUCCGUCGCACGCGAUGAACACCAGGACCGCACCGCGGGGGCACGCCGUCAGGCGCCCUGCAUAACAGGCUCGUGCGCGAGAGCGUCUCACGUCCCUGCUUCUUCCCCUCUCGCCACCGUCAACAUGCCCGAAGUCGACCUCAAGACCGCCGCCGGUCCCGUCAAGAUGCAGUACUUUGUCGCGACGCCGACGGACAGUAACGCGCGCGACAUCGAUCGCUCAAAGCCGACGAUACUGUUCAUUCACUCGGUCUUCAUUGGGGCGGAGAUCUUUGUCGCGCAGUUCACGGACCCCGGCCUGCGCCAAUGUAACCUGGUCGCCCCCAUGCUUCCCGGGCAUGGCACGACCCAGAGUCCGCCACUGACCGAGGACUACACCCAUCAGGCUAUGGCGGAGGACAUGGCACUAUUCCUGGAUGCGCUCUCGAUUCCCUCAUGUCAUGUCGUCGGUCUUGCGGUUGGCGCGAAUGUCGGCAUGGAGCUCGCCGUCCUGCAUCCAGAGAAGGUCAUCUCCCUCACGUUGUGCUCUCCCCUCGCUUUGAAAGAGUCGGAAGGCAACGUCGAAGCACGCCAGGAGAUAAUGCACUACUGGUUCGACGCCUUCAAGGACGCGAUCCCCGACAUGUCUCUCAUCAACGACGCGCUCUACGGUUCUGAACAAAUGACGUUUAGCAACCGCUACUCCGACGUGCGCUCCGUUCGCGCCGUCACGCAGUCCUCCGUCAACUACGCGUCCAGCAACUGGGCACCCGAGCCAGACAAGCUUCGCAGUGCUGCCGUCAUCGUAAACCAGUGGCAUUCGUCGCGCCCGCGUUCCGGCAGCGAAGCAUGGCAGAGGUUCUUUGCUCGCCAGAUUCGUCAGCCCGUGCAGAUCAUCCACUUCGACGACGAUGUGCCGUACCCUCUGCCCGUGCGCCAGGAGAUCCUCGACGAGUUCCGCGCCGCUGGAAGGGAGGUCCCAAUGCAUCAAGUGCAGGGGACCUGCUACGGCGUCCUGGUUAGCGCCGAAGACGUCAAUCCUCUCAUCUACCGCUUCAUCGCGUCGCAUACGGAGCCGCCUUUGCCCUCAACUCCUCCAAGAGGGAGUGUUCACGCCUUCGACUCGCCCUUUGACCAGCGGCUUGCAGAGUGCGUCUCGUCGCAGAACCUGAGCGACGAUGAAGAUUUCGACGACGAUUUCACUAUCAUCUAGGUUACUCCCCGAGGACGACGCGCACGACUACGACUAGGCGCGACUCGCGCAGGCCACGCCUGUCCGAGGCCGCGCGGUCCCAACGGCUAGUGCUUCUACCUCGCGUCGUCCCCCUCACAAAUCCUCCACCUCUACCCCAUUUCGCUAGACUACCCGACGGAUGUACAGACGGACUCUCGGAUCUCAAAAGGCCUGGCCGCGACGCCACUUUGCUAUCAAGCUGCGUAUUUCCCUUGUACUAUGUUUCCCCUUGCAUCAUAGCCCUUAUACUACCACCGUGCGACCAUCUUUUCCUGUGUCUAGCUAGUUCUCAUACGAUAUCCCGCCCUUAUGUUGAUAGUCGUAUCUCGAGUCGGACGCCUGCUCUCGCUUUGCAAAUCAACAUGCUAUCCUGCAGUCUUUUGCAUCAUC
This is a messenger RNA of Schizophyllum commune H4-8, 1816 nucleotides long. RefSeq names its product alpha/beta-hydrolase. Lineage: Eukaryota; Fungi; Basidiomycota; Agaricomycetes; Agaricales; Schizophyllaceae. Bases 338 to 1405 code for a protein of 355 amino acids. The transcript has 7 exons. The record is from RefSeq and is a predicted model, not a curated record.